CAAAACGUUUAGCAACGGAAACCUUUCACUCCAAACGGAAAACAUUUUGCAACGAAAAUAAAUAAAUAUAGGUCCCUCCCAGUUGGUUCUGUUUGCUUCCGCGUAAUGAAUAUACCCUGGGCAAGAAAGAAGUGAAAUGAGAAGCUAGCUAGCUGUUUAGCUACCCGUCUGACUGCUCGGAAAAUGUCAACGUGUCUUAUUAGCUAGCUAGCAUAAUCAAAACUAACUUUGGAAAAGCAUCUAUUCGGCAGUGAUGUGAUUUUCCAGCUUGGUUGCAACUGCCGUUAUUCCUGAGACCCCAGAUGAUCCAGCAGAUGGAGGGGGGGGCUGCUGCUGCCCCCGUCCCCAACCCUCUCUCCGAUCUCUCCUCCCCCCUAACCCCUCCUGUGACCUCUGACCCCCCUCCCUCUCCGUACCCCCGGCCCUCUGCCGGCCCCUUCAUCAGCGAGGACCAGUUUGGGUGCCACUGUUGCUACGACGUCCUGGUAAACCCGACAACGUUGAACUGUGGUCACAGCUUCUGCCGCCACUGCCUGGCUCUCUGGUGGGAGUCUAGUAGGAAGACUGAGUGCCCUGAGUGCAGGGAGAAGUGGGAGGGCUUCCCCAAAGUCAACAUCCUGCUGAGAGAUGCAGUAGAGCGGUUGUUCUCAGAGGUGGUGGGUAGGAGGAGAGCAGAGAUCCAGAGGAACCCCAAGAUCACCCAGAGCCUGCUGGCCUUUCAGAGGUAUGGUGAUCAGGCAGCCAGAGGAAUCCCCAAGGCCAGUCCUGGUAGAGGAGCAGGAGGGUUCUUCUCUGGAGUCCUCACUGCACUCACCUGUGUCGCGGUGAUGUUUCUGGUGUACCACUGGUCCAGUGGAGAUGGGGUCCAUGACCUCUUGGUCAGUAAACCUGUGUCAAAAUGGACGCCGGAGGAAGUUCUGUUCUGGUUGGAACACCUUGGGGCUUGGACCUCUCUCUAUAAAGAACCCUUCCUACAGGAGAACGUUAACGGACGGUUAUUGUUGAUGCUCGGUGAUGAGGAGCUGACCAGACCUCCUUAUAACAUAGACAACCAGGCCCACAGGAGAGCGGUGCUGGCUGAACUGGAGAGGAUCAAGGAACUGGGGGUCAAGCCCCCUCAGAACCUCUGGGAGUACAAGGCUGUGAAUGCAGGUAAAUCUCUGUUCCUGCUCUAUGCUUUGAAGAGUUCUCCUCGCCUCACCAUCCUCUACCUCUACCUCUUCGACUACUCCGAAACCUUCCUCCCCUUCCUGCACACCUGCUGCCCCGCCCUCUCGCGCACCAGCGAGCCAAUGGAGGACAGCCUCCCCCUCAACCACCAGGUGCACCCCAGCUGGCGCCAGUGGGCGGAGUUCCUAGUUAAGUACCUCCUCCUUCCGUACCAGCUGAUCGCUGAGUUUGCCUGGGAUUGGCUGUCGGUUCACUACUGGACGUCACGGUUCAUCAUGGUCAACGCCAUGCUGCUGUCUGUCCUGGAGGGCUGCGUCCUGUGGAGGUUCUAUAACCGAGCUGAGAUCAGGAGUCUCCCUCAGAAGAUGUGGGGUCACUUGUGGAGGAUGUCCUCCCAGGGUUUUGCCUUCGCCCUGUUCUGGCCGGUGAUCCCUCAGUUUGUGUGUAACUGUCUGUUCUACUGGGCUCUGUAUUUCAACCCCAUCAUCAACAUAGACCUGGUGGUGCAGCAGCUAAUGCAUCCUGACACACAAGGGCCGUGAAGGACUGACCUGUUCCCUACGUAGUGCACUACUUUUGACCAGUGCCCCUAUGGGUAGUGCACUAUAUAGGGAAUAGGUACGUAAGAGCCAUGAGUGAGGAGGUACCGUUUAAACACAGGAUGUGUCUUUUUAAUGGCUCCCUAUUCCCUUUAUAGUGCACUACCCAUAAGGACUCUUGUCAAAAUUAGUGCACUAUGUAGGGAAUAGGGUGUCAAGUGCCAUAAAUGAGGAGAUACUAUGGCCUGCCUCCCAAAUGGGGCCCACUGUAAAGGGAAUAGGUAGCCCACAGUAUCAUAGCAACAGGAUGGAUGCCAUCGUAGCCCACAGUAUCAUAGCAACAGGAUGGAUGCCAUCGUAGCCCACAGUAUCAUAGCAACAGGAUGGAUGCCAGUGUAGCCCACAGUAUCAUAGCAACAGAAUGGAUGCCAGCGUAGCCCACAGUAUCAUAGCAACAGGAUGGAUGCCAUCGUAGCCCACAGUAUCAUAGCAACAGGAUGGAUGCCAGCGUAGCCCACAGUAUCAUAGCAACAGGAUGGAUGCCAUCGUAGCCCACAGUAUCAUAGCAACAGGAUGGAUGCCAGCGUAGCCCACAGUAUCAUAGCAACAGGAUGGAUGCCAGCGUAGCCCACAGUAUCAUAGCAACAGGCAGCCAUCUGUGAGCCAGACAACCCAAUGUCUUAAUGUGUCUGUGUCUCAAAUGGCACCCUAUUCCCUACAUAGUGCACUACUUUACCCUAAAUACAUCCCUAAUGGCACCCUAUUCCCUACGUAGUGCACUACUUUACCCU
This is a messenger RNA of Salvelinus namaycush (lake trout), 2500 nucleotides long. RefSeq names its product bifunctional apoptosis regulator-like. Gene Ontology annotation, biological process: proteasome-mediated ubiquitin-dependent protein catabolic process. The transcript has 9 exons. NCBI's taxonomy places the organism in Eukaryota, Metazoa, Chordata, Actinopteri, Salmoniformes, Salmonidae. The coding region runs from base 303 to 1712 and encodes 469 amino acids. Gene Ontology annotation, molecular function: protein binding; ubiquitin protein ligase activity. Gene Ontology annotation, cellular component: nucleus. The record is from RefSeq and is a predicted model, not a curated record.